AUGGGGAAAAUACGGGAGCCUUCCUUUGUGUUCAGUCCUACCACUCCUCAAAACCAGCACCAGAAUCUCAAAAAUGAGGACUCUGAGCUGGCGCUUGCACGGCUGCUGAUGUUUGAAAGGCUUUGGAGUUGUAUCUUACGUCAAAUACAGGCCUCUCAAGGGUGUAAGCCAAACAAUUCUCCAGAUAUUGUAGAGGAUAAGCACUGUCCUGAAGCUCGUUGUAUAAUUUUCAGAAAUUUACUAACGAGUUUGCCAGUGAAUAACACAGGAAUGUUUCGCAGGUUAUGCCUCCUUGUCCAGGAUGCCUACGGUAUGUUCAGUGAAGUGCAGUUGCAGUCCCUGAGUUCUGCAGAUGACAUUGAGCGGUAUUGCGGGAGAUGGGAAGGAAAAUUCUGCUGCUUAGCUGGGAUGAAAAUUUUGCAAAGGACUACAAGAGGAAGGGCAUUAGGACUUUUUAGCCUGAUAGACAGUCUUUGGCCUCCAGUAGUGCCUGUGAAAGUUCCUGGACAAAGUCAAGACUCUGAAAUGACAACUAAUCUUCCUCCUCCCAGCUUCUGUUAUAUUCUUACUGCUCAGUCUGGUGAAAUACACGUGGAAGUAGAUGAGGAGGAACAGAUUUCUAAUUUGUACCAGCCACCAGCUGUUCAUGGUCUAAAGGAAAUUCUUCAGAUCAAUGGUUGUAAUGAACGGUGUAGCUUUUGGGCACAAGUGCUGUAUCUAAAGCUGCAGGUAAUCUUUUCACCUAGCAAUGAAUUCAGCACAAAACAUAGUGUUCCUGUAAAUCACAGAGAGAUUUGGUUGUUUGUGACUGACUCCACAUUGCAAAAUGUGGUUCAUACGACUCCAAAAGUUGUUGCUCUGUCAGUCGCUGCAUCGUGUGUUCUCACUACGGAAAUCACAGAAGCACUCAGUGUUGCCUCACGACUCAUCUUCUUCAAGGAUGCGCUGUGGGGAAAUGGUAGGAUUAUUUGUGUUGAACGUACUGUUCUCUUAUUACAAAAGCCUCUUUUGUACUCGGCUGCCGGUGCUGACCUCAGUGAGCUGACUGGCCCCGUCAGACUCGAUGAGCUGGAUUCUACAACACAGCCCAACUCCAUUUGUGCUGUAAGAGGUACUGUUGUUGGAGUCAAUGAGAACACUGCUUUUUCCUGGCCUACAUGUGACAGAUGUGGCAAUGGAAAGUUGGAACUGUGUCCCCAGGACAGAGGAUUGCUGUAUUGCAACCAGUGCUCUGAAGUUGUCACCUCACCGGUUUUGAAAAUGCAGCUGCAAGUCUUCUUGAGUUGUCCAUCCCGACCUCAAAGUACAGUAAAAGUAAAGCUGUUACAAAGGACUAUCUCUUCUCUCCUGAUGUCCUCCACCAGUGAGGAUGGGAGUUAUGAGGUGCAGAGCGUGCUGGGAAAGGAGGUGGGGUUAUUGAACUGCUACGUCCACUCCGCAACCAGCCACCCCAACUGUGUUGCACUGGAGGAAAUUGCUCUUCUGGAAGCAGCAGCAAGACACUGA
Pterocles gutturalis (yellow-throated sandgrouse) is the source of this 1506-nucleotide messenger RNA. RefSeq names its product scaffolding protein involved in DNA repair (gene SPIDR). Gene Ontology annotation, biological process: double-strand break repair via homologous recombination; regulation of establishment of protein localization to chromosome. Bases 1 to 1506 code for a protein of 501 amino acids. The record is from RefSeq and is a predicted model, not a curated record. Lineage: Eukaryota; Metazoa; Chordata; Aves; Pterocliformes; Pteroclidae. Gene Ontology annotation, cellular component: nuclear chromosome; nucleoplasm. The transcript has 11 exons.